CACAGAGCGGCGCUCCAUUCCGUCUCAUAGCGAUGGUCCGCGUGUGCGCGGAGCAGCUGACGGACUUGGAAGCUCUCUGACUUAAGGCUCGCAGCAAAUCCCUUUAGCCGCGAGCUGACAUGGCUUGACUGAUUCCUGCGGGAAGUCUUCAGGAAAUGCAACAGGUGGAGGAGCUGUGGUUGUGAACCCUGGACCAUCCCCUCAUUAGCGUGCCCGGCUAGCUGCUGUGUGUCACUACUUGAAGGUGCCUGAGAGGAGAGGAGAGUCGGACGGGCAAACCACUGCACACACGGUCAGCUGCCACCAUGGAUGACAACAGUGUCAGUGUCUCCAAUGUAAAGGUGGCUGUUCGUGUGCGGCCAAUGAACAGGAGAGAAAAAGACCUGAAAACCAAAUGUGUGGUGGAGAUUGAUGGGAACCAGACAGUCCUGCAUCCAGCCGUCACUAGUAUGAACACAGCAGACCCCCGGAAUCAGCCCAAGGUCUUUGCGUACGACUACUGUUUCUGGUCUAUGGACGACUCUCAGAAAGACAAGUUUGCAGGUCAGGACGUGGUGUUCCAGUGCCUCGGGGAGAGUCUGCUGGACAAUGCCUUCAUGGGCUACAACGCCUGCAUCUUUGCUUACGGGCAGACGGGUUCUGGGAAGUCGUACACCAUGAUGGGCUCGUCAGAGCAGCCCGGUCUUAUCCCUCGACUCUGCAGCUCGCUGUUCAGCAGGACUGAGAAGGAGGCCCGUGAAGGGGAGAGCUUCACUGUGGAGGUGUCCUACAUGGAGAUUUACAACGAGAAGGUCCGAGACCUGCUCGACCCGAAGGGAAGCCGACAAGCGCUGAGAGUCAGAGAGCACAAAGUUUUGGGGCCUUACGUGGACGGUCUCUCCCGUCUGGCUGUGACCAGCUACGAGGACAUCGAGUCUCUGAUGUCAGAGGGAAAUAAGUCUCGCACGGUGGCGGCCACAAACAUGAAUGAGGAGAGCAGCAGGUCGCACGCCGUGUUCAACAUCAUCCUCACGCACACGCUCAUGGACCUGCGGUCUGGGACGAGCGGGGAGAAGGUGAGCAAGCUGAGUCUGGUGGAUCUGGCUGGAAGCGAGCGGGCAGCGAAGACUGGAGCUGCAGGGGAGCGGCUCAAAGAAGGCAGCAACAUCAACAAAUCUCUCAGCACUCUGGGUUUAGUCAUCUCUGCCUUGGCCGACCACGGAGCAGGGAAGAACAAGAGCAAGUUUGUCCCCUACAGAGACUCUGUGCUCACCUGGCUGCUCAAGGACAGCCUCGGAGGGAACAGUCGCACCGCCAUGGUGGCCACUAUCAGCCCAGCAGCAGACAACUACGACGAGACGCUGUCCACUCUUCGUUACGCCGACCGGGCCAAGAACAUCGUCAACCACGCCGUGGUGAACGAAGACCCCAACGCAAGGAUCAUCCGCGAGCUACGAGAGGAAGUGGAGAAGCUGAAGGAGCAGCUCACCGAGGCGGAGUCUAUGAAGGCCCCCGAGCUCAAGGAGCGACUGGAGGAGUCGGAGAAACUGAUCCAAGAUAUGACGGUCACCUGGGAGGACAAACUUAGGAAAACGGAGGCCAUUGCACAGGAGCGUCAGAGGCAGUUGGAGAGCCUGGGCAUUUCUCUGCAGUCGUCUGGUAUCCGAGUGGUCGAAGAUAAGUGCUAUCUGGUCAACCUCAACGCUGACCCUGCCCUCAACGAGCUGCUGGUCUACUACCUAAAAGAUCACACGCGCGUGGGUUCAGCCAACUCACAGGACAUCCAGCUGUGUGGGAUGGCCAUCCAAGCAGAACACUGUGUCAUUGACGUCACAGAGAGCCACGGCGUGGUGCUCACUCCUCACCGCAAUGCUAAAACGUACGUGAACGGCACAGAGGUCGUGAAUCCCGUGCAGCUUCACCAUGGCGACAGGAUCCUGUGGGGGAACAACCACUUUUUCAGGAUCAACCUGCCCAGGCAAAAGGUGCAAAAGGGGGGUGAGGAUGAGGAGGAUGCCGCGAUGACAAAGCGUUCGAGCAGCGACUGUCUGGAGGUCGGCGAGCCGGACGCGUGCAGCGACGUGUCGAGCGAGAGGAGCUUCGGCUACGAGUUCGCCCAGGCCGAGGUCAUGAUGAAAGGCAUGUGGAACAACGACCCGUUGCAGUCAGUGUUGCAGACCCUGGAGAAGCAGCACCAGGAGGAGAAGCGCUGUGCUCUGGAGCGCCAGAGGCAGAUGUAUGAACAGGAGCUGCAGCAGCUCCGCCAGCGAGUCACCCCCGAGAAACCAUCGGGCAUCCCAGGCAGUGCUACUGCAGCCGUGUUGUCAGCCGGCUCAAACAAACGUGUGCGUCGCUGGAGCGAGGACAGAGAGGCCAUGAUAACCCGCAGCCUGCGACGACUUCAAGAGCAGAUCGUUCGGGCUAGGCUGUUGGCUCAGGAGGCCGGCUUCAUUGCUGAGGAGCUCAACAAAAGGACUGAGUAUCUGGUCACUCUGCAGAUCCCGGCCGCCAACCUGGACGCCAACAGAAAGCGCGAUGCAGUGCUGAGCGAGCCGGCCAUCCAGGUGCGGCGUAAAGGUAAAGGGAAGCAGAUCUGGGCUCUGGAGAAGAUGGAGAACAGGCUGGUGGACAUGAGGGAGCUCUACCAGGAGUGGAAGGAGCUGGACGAAGACAAUCCAGUGAUGCGCUCCUAUUUCAAACGUGCCGACCCCUUUUUCGAUGAGCAAGAGAAUCACAGCCUGAUCGGUGUGGCCAAUGUCUUCCUGGCCUGUUUGUUCUACGACGUCAAACUGCAGUACGCGGUGCCCAUCAUCAACCAGAAGGGAGAGGUGGCAGGUCGGCUUCACGUCGAGGUGUGGCGUGGUACAGAGAGCUGUGAAGAGGAAGGUGGAGGCGGUCCUGACAAGCAGCUGAGCAGCACAGAUGGAGAUCCACAUGAGCGCAGACUCCGCUGCGUGGUGAAAAUCCUCCAGGCCACCGGGCUUCCUCGCCACCUGUCCAACUUUGUCUUCUGCCAGUAUCGCUUCUGGGCGCAGGAGGAGCCGGUGUUCACCGCUCCAGAGGUGGCCUCUUCCAGCUCGGCGUCCGCCUCCAGAGACCCUCAGUGUACUGUAGUGUUUGACAGCACCAAGGAAUUAUCUGUGCCGGUAUCGGAAGAUUUUGUGGAAUUUCUGGCUGAGGGGGCGGUGGCCAUCGAAGUGUACGGUCACAAACAGGCUAACCAUCGCAGGAAUCUGGCACUGUGGGACCUGGGAGUGAUCCAAGCCAAGACCAGAUCCCUCAGAGAGAGGUGGAGCGAGGUGACCCGUCAGCUUGAAUUGUGGGUGAAGGUGAUGGAGCUGAAUGAGGCGGGAGAGUUCACAGCUGUAGAAGUUGUUCCUGCUAAAGACGUCCGGACAGGAGGAAUCUUCCAGCUCAGACAGGGACAGUCUCGGCGAGUGCAGGUGGAGGUUUGUCCAGUCCCGGACUCGGGCACCAUGCCACUUGUUGCAGCCUCCAUCCUGUCUGUGUCUAUUGGAGAUGUAAAGGUCCGACAGGUGCGUCUCCCCAAAAAUGAUCCAAAACAGGGUACAGAUGAAGAAAUGGACAGCUAUCAGGAGGUGGACCUGGAGAGGAUGAGGGAACAGUGGCUGGUCACGCUGACGCAGAGACAGGAGUAUUUGGACCAACAGCUGCAGAAGAUCGUCUGUAAAGCAGACAAGUCGGAGGAUGAUGUUGAAAGGGAAUCGCAGCUGUUGGAGUGUCGGCUGACCCUCACCGAAGAACGGAACGCCGUCAUGGUCCCGUCCGCUGGCAGCGGCAUUCCUGGAGCACCAGUAGAGAGGGUCCCUGUACCUGGGAUGGAAACACACACUCCUGCCCUGUUUCUGGAUCUCAGUGCCGACGAUUUCCAGUCCAGUCUGUCAGCCCCGCUGGCCGGAGGACAGGAUGCGCUGCUCAGUGGGGAAGAUGAAGACGACUUCUUUGACCUCCAUAUUGUUAAACACUAUGAUCCAGAGGUGAAGGCCGAGGCGUCCUGGGACUCCACGGUCCACGAGUGCCCCCAGCUGAGUCGCGUGGCGCCUGCUGACCAGAGGGUGUACCUGACGGUGCGCACGGUGGUGCAGCUGAGCCAUCCGGCCCACAUGCAGCUGGUCCUCAGGAAACGCAUCUGUGUCAGUGUUACUGGGAGACAGGGUUUUGCCCAGAGUCUGCUGAAGAGGAUGUCUCAGCGGAGCUCCGUCAGCGGCUGUGGGAUCACCUUUGAAGUGGUUUCUAACAUCCCAGGAGACAUCCACGGUCCAGAGGACCGGGAGAUGCUGGCCCGGCUGGCCGCCAGCGCAGAGGACGAGCAGUCGGCCGCCAGCGAGGCAGCCAUCGAGAAAUACCUCCGCAGUGUCCUGGCUGUGGAGAACAUCCUGACGCUGGACAGGCUCAGACAGCUGUCAGGCAGCAGCCUGGAUCUUGGCUCCUCCCCUCUUAAGCUCAAAGACUUCAAGGCCUGGGACAGUCAUCACGACCUCUCUGUGGCGCCGCCUCCUCCUUCCAGACGCACACUUCCCAGCUCCUUGUCCCAGAAUCUGAACGCAGAGACGGUGAAGGCCGUACCCAGGCUACUGAAGUCGCUGCUUCCUGGUGGGAAAGAGGGCAGAGACCAGACAGCUGUCCAUCAGCAGAGUCUGCCGCGCAUCGUGGUGCAGUCGGCCAGCGUUGAAGAGGACAUGAGCAAACAGCGGCAGGCGGUCCCCAUUGAUGAAACAGAAAUCCCCAGAUCUGUGCCUCUUCCACCUCCAAUCAUCCCAGAAACUGAAGACUCCACCACCAGUCCAGUGAGCGAGGCUUCCAGUGGAUAUAUGUCAACAAGCAUAUCUACAGUAACGCUGUCAGAAGUCUACACGCUGAGCUGGGACUUGCCUUCGUCAUAUGGUAGCAGGGAUGGCUUUGAAACUGUGCUCGAUGAGCACGAGGAGGAAAAUGUGACACAGAAGUUCUCUCCUUUCUCUGACACCACACAAUCGGACACUCUUCUUUUAGACCAAUCAGGGCCUCAGGAAUUACUGAGUUUGAGACAGAAAGCAGAUGCAGAGAGUAUGGAGCAGGAGCCAUCUGAACCAGCUGUUAUGCCGAGUCAACAAGAACCAAAUCGGUUCCUAUCAGACCAGUUAAAGGAGGCCGAAAAAUCUGAUCCAGCUGCAGAAGCGGAAUUGCCAGACCAGACCGAACAAAAACAGGACCGUGGAUCAGAGCAACGAGAUCAUUCAGAGGUGGCACAAAACAAUGGGACCAAGCAGACAGAAGUGCGCCAUGUAGACCACAGUGAACCAAAGACUCCUUCAAGAGAAGAUCUCGAGGUGGCUGCCACAAACAAAGUAGAAUGUGAACUGGCGUUUUCUAAUGAGACACAACGAUCUGCUCAAGAAGGAGCGAGGCGUUUGGAAUCAACCGUCCUGCAACCCCAGCAGCGCACACAAGAUCAGACGGCUUCAGACUUUAUUCAAGAUCCUUCUCCAAGCCUGAUCCAAGCCUCAAGUCCUGAUCCAGGACUGCCUGUAGACCUGGCUGCUCAAGCUUCAUCCAAGCAACAGUCAACUUCUGAUGUUCCAGAAACAAAUGGUGCCUCCUUCCUACCCUCAUCCUCAGCCACCAGUGUGGUUCAGCAGCCAGCAGCUUCUGUCAAACCUGCCAAAGGCCCCAUUUCUUCUCCCAAAUCAGGUCCCUCGGUAGCUAACCCCUUCAAGAUCCAGAAAGUGAAGUCUUCAGACCUCAAGUCAUUUCUGCAGAUUCUGAGUGAGGAGGAGCAUGAUACCCCCACACUGGUGAACCAACCCUCAAGUUGUGGGACAGGACCCAACCUUUCAGUGCCGAAGGAAAGUCUGGAAAUCAUCUCUGACACAGAGGAUGGAGAUACAGCUGCUUCUGCUGUUCUUCCCGAGUGGUUGAAAGAGGGCGAGUUUGUGAGUGUGGGGGCUAAUAAGAGUGGUACGGUGCGAUAUUUGGGACCCACAGAUUUUGCAGAGGGGACUUGGGUUGGAGUGGAACUUGAAGUACCAGCAGGAAAGAACGAUGGGUCAGUGGCUGGUAAGCACUACUUCCACUGCAACCCUGGUUACGGCGUGUUGGUAAGACCUGACAGAGUAACCCGUGGCGAUCCCAAACGCCAUCGCCAGCAGCAACAAAAACGCCGUAGUGCCCAUCUGUCGGGGUCCAGCCCAAACCUGGCAGCCCUUACAGCUCUGGCCAAAGGCGAAGGUGGAACCGGAUCAACCGGUCGCGGCAGGGGGGAGAACCGCAAGUCGUGGAACACUUAAAUGGCUCAUUGCUGGGCAUCCCCAGCACAUCACUGCCCAUAUGGGACAAAAGCUUAAGCCUACUGGCACAGUGGUGUCUGGCGCACUCUAGACCGAUUUACUGGAGGUUUGACAGUAAGUUUGGAUGAGUCACUCCACGCUCUCGUGUCUGGAGGAUGAUUUUUGGCUUUUCCUGUUACAGGACUCCAUUCCUGUGUGACAUACUUGGCAGACAUUGGAUGUUUUAUCUGAAAAUGUGAAUGCUUUUAGAUAAUUACACGCUAACCUUUUAUAAAUGUAUUUAUUCAAAAGACAUUACAUUGUAAUCAAAGCACUGCGACCUGUAUAUGUCGUGUAAGGAAGCAAGGGUACACAUGAAGUACGCUACAGACGGAUUCACAGGAGGCACCGUUUCCUUUUUACUGUGCAUACCAAAAAUUACCCCCCCCCCAAAAAAAAAGGCUAGCCGAUUUCUUUCUCGUGCAGUUCCAAAGAUAAACAAAUAUCAGCGCAGACAUCCAGAUGUGUUUUGUAAUGUAUGACCAUAUGGUGUGCUAUUAGUCUUGUGCCUUGAAAUGCUUUGAAUAAAGCCUUUGGAAAAAUGCCUUGGACACGUCCCGCCGCACUGUGUAGGAAUAAAGGGGAUUAUUCUGAUGUGAUUCUGCUGGUUAAAAUUAUUGCACUCGUCAAAAAUGCUACUGCUGGAAUUUUGCAACAGUUAUAAAUCUAUAUUUUCCUCUUCCUGCCAAGAAAAUGCAGGAAUCUGCAUUAGUUUCACGUGAGGGUGUUUGAGAACUUUACUUGUGACUUUCCCUGUAUGUGCUGCAGUCUGUUUGGUGAGGAUUGUGUUGGUUUUAAUGUUGUGUUAGUUUUUGUGCAGAAAUGUGUUUUAAUACAUUUGCAUUUAAAAUGAUCAAGCUUGAAUGUUUGUUUAAAGAUCAACUUUUUAUAAGUGAUAAUAAAUCAAUUUAAUUCUGCUGUCUGUGUGUGUGUCUGUGUGUGUGUGU
Messenger RNA from Haplochromis burtoni (Burton's mouthbrooder), 7252 nucleotides. RefSeq names its product kinesin-like protein KIF13B. The record is from RefSeq and is a predicted model, not a curated record. Gene Ontology annotation, molecular function: microtubule binding; ATP binding; cell adhesion molecule binding. Gene Ontology annotation, cellular component: adherens junction. Gene Ontology annotation, biological process: microtubule-based movement; regulation of protein localization. Lineage: Eukaryota; Metazoa; Chordata; Actinopteri; Cichliformes; Cichlidae.